Messenger RNA from Photinus pyralis (common eastern firefly), 1987 nucleotides. Its product is annotated as zinc finger protein OZF-like. Gene Ontology annotation, molecular function: zinc ion binding. The record is from RefSeq and is a predicted model, not a curated record. Bases 97 to 1632 code for a protein of 511 amino acids. Gene Ontology annotation, biological process: negative regulation of transcription by RNA polymerase II; regulation of immune system process; regulation of cytokine production. Lineage: Eukaryota; Metazoa; Arthropoda; Insecta; Coleoptera; Lampyridae. The transcript is spliced from 7 exons. Gene Ontology annotation, cellular component: nucleus.
AGUGACUAACUUCAGUGGAAUUUACAUGUCAUUGUCUUAACUGUUUCUUUAUUUUGGUAUUAAAAAUUGUUUAUUCUUGUUUUGUAUUAAAUUAGUAUGGAAUUGCAAAGUUUACAAACUGAAAAGAUUUGUCGAACUUGUCUAGUAGAAGACGCAAAUAUGCGUUCAGUUUUUACUACAGAAAGCAAUAGUAUAGGUGAAGAAACCAAACUAUACGAAAUGCUCAUGUCUUGUGCUUCAGUACAGGUGGUCGAAGGCGAUGGAUUACCCGGACAGGUGUGUUUACAGUGUGUUCAUUACAUUACGAGAGCAUUUUCCUUUAAACAAUUAUGUGAAAGAUCAGAUUCUACUUUACGCGACAUCCUUGGAAAGCCUUCACUAAGUACAUAUAUCUCCGAUUUUAAAGACGAUAUGCCAAUAGUUGGAAGUUUUCACACUUUACAAAUGGUGGAAGAAAAAAACGAUGGCACGGAUAUUAAACCUGGCUGUAUUGAAAAUGAUCUUCUACUUCCACUUAUAGAUAAUUCGGAAAACGAUGACAAUUUGUUAGAUACAUCAAUUCUUGAUAUGGAUAUUAAAGCGGAUAUAAAAGAGACGAAGAAAAAAAAAUUAAAGGAUGACACAGAGCAACCGAUUUACGCAUGCGGGGAAUGCACGGCUUGCUUCACAAGUUCGAUAGAUUUAAAAAUUCACGGUCGUAGUCAUCCGAAAACUACGAGGCAUUUUUGUAAAAUUUGUAGUCAAGGUUUUGCUAGUGCUAGUACGUUAUGCAGGCACAUGAAGGUCCACGAUGGCGCAAAACGGCACCUGUGCAGUGAGUGUGGCAAAGGUUUUGCCAGAUCCGAUGACUUAACUAGACAUUUACGGACGCAUACGGGCGAGAAACCAUUCGGGUGCAAAUUAUGCGGGAAGGCGUUUGCGCAGUCGUUUCGGCUAUUGGAACAUAUGCGUGCGCACGCGAACGAGAAAGGUUUCAUUUGUUCCGUGUGCGGAAAAGCGUUUUCUCGUUACACCAGUUUAGCAGCCCACAAUAAAACUCACAGUGGAAUAAAGAGUCACGCAUGUGACGUUUGCGGUAAAAGAUUAUGUGGAUCAGGUUCAUUAGCAAUGCACAUGAAAACACACACAGGACUUAAAGAUCACAUAUGUCCAUACUGCGGCAAAGGCUUCACAACUCCCAGCAAUCUUAUUAUUCAUAAACGUACGCACACAGGUGAACGUCCUUACAUCUGCACAGUGUGUGGGAAAGGUUUCCCCGAUCCGUCACGACUGACUGUCCAUUCAAGAUCACACAGCGGCGUAAAACCUUACGUAUGUUCGGUCUGCGGUCGCGGGUGUGUCAGUUCCUCACAGUUAAAGAAGCACAUGCGUAUUCAUACGGGAGAAAAACCAUAUCAGUGCAAUCUGUGUCCCAAAGCAUUCCCUCGCAGCGAAGAUUUACGGAUUCACAUUAAAACGCAUACGGGCGAUCGCAGUCACGUUUGCGGCGUUUGUAAAAAAGGAUUCUAUCAAGCGUCCACAUUAAAAGUUCAUCUGCGUAUUCACACCGGCGAAAAACCGUACACAUGUCAAAUUUGCGAUAAAUCGUUUUCACAAACAGGCCCCCUCUCUACUCAUAUGAAGACUCACUAGCUCAAUAGAUUCAUACAGUUACUACAGUAUUUUAUGCUCUUAAUUAAUUUCACCUCUUACAUUUCAUAUAUAACUAUAACUGAAUUUUGCAAUAAAGCAUAUCUGAUCGUAAAUGUAGUAAAGCUAAAAAGUACAUGAAAAUGUCCCAACCAUUUGCACUAAAGACAAAGAACCUCAAAUGCAAGUUAUGUCUGAAAUGUGAGUUUGACUUUUUAAAGAAAUUGCAUUUUACAUCUGCGUAAUUAAUAUUUGCUGCAGAAAAAUCAAUAUAUUGUUUAAAUUGUUCUUGAUUUAUUUAUUAUACUAAAUAUUUCACAUUGAAAUGUAAAAUUUAUUCAAAUGUGUCCUUGGAUUA